CCACUCUCUUAUCAUAUCGUCAGGGUAUACAGAGAUUUUUGCAAUCUAUUCGACCAGACGUUGACAUUAUCAAGGGUCCAUUAUUCCGAGAGUCAAACAAAUUUUUCAAAGGGAUGACAAUGGAGUUGAAGAGGCAGGGGCAGGCUAACAUUGACCAUCACCCUCCAAUAUCUGAUGCUGACUUGAUAAAAAUGUACGACUACCUUUCAAGCUCUGACUCGGCCCAGGUGUUACAACACAAGGUCUUUGUGGACAUCAUGAUGCACGUUGGCAGAAGGGGCCGUGAAAAUUUAAGAACUCUUCGAAGAACAGACUUUUCUGUUAGUACUGACGGAGAGGGAUGUAUGUAUGUGGAGAAAAUUCAAGAUGAGCAAACAAAGAAUCAUCAAGAUGACAGCUGCAAAGCAGAGGGCAGAAUGUAUGAAAUAAAAGCAGCCGCGUGCGGUACCAAAGGAUAACAUACACUUCAAUAAUGUAGUGUUAGGCCACAACAAGAUGGGUAACAUGAUGAGUGUCAUCAGUGAGGCAGCCUCCUUAUCGAGGCGUUAUACCAAUCAUUCUCUCCGGGCAACCACUGUCCACAUUCUAGACGAAGCACGUGUGCCGAGUAGACAUAUCAUGAGUGUUACAGGGCACAAAUCCGAAAGUUCCUUGAAAACUUACUCGGGCCAAACAACGGAAAGUACAAAACGUCUAAUGUCAGAAACUUUAAGCGCACGUUCAGGAGUUGUGUCAUCAAAUUCCAAGUCUAAAGCAUCAUCCACCAUUACCCAAGCUUCGUUGGCUACCAAUGCUAACUUUGAUAUUGGGUUACCACUGCCAAAGCCCUGUUCUUCAACGUUGACGACUUGUAAUGAUGAAACAACCUUGAAUGAUGGUUUAGACAAUCUUUAUGCAAACAUUCCCAUGCCAAAUGU
This is a messenger RNA of Magallana angulata, 917 nucleotides long. RefSeq lists its product as uncharacterized. The record is from RefSeq and is a predicted model, not a curated record. The transcript has 4 exons. Lineage: Eukaryota; Metazoa; Mollusca; Bivalvia; Ostreida; Ostreidae. Bases 114 to 458 code for a protein of 114 amino acids.